Ceratina calcarata is the source of this 3806-nucleotide messenger RNA. RefSeq names its product Ubiquitination factor E4A (gene Ube4A). Bases 326 to 3427 code for a protein of 1033 amino acids. Gene Ontology annotation, molecular function: ubiquitin-ubiquitin ligase activity. Gene Ontology annotation, biological process: ERAD pathway; protein polyubiquitination; ubiquitin-dependent protein catabolic process. The record is from RefSeq and is a predicted model, not a curated record. Gene Ontology annotation, cellular component: ubiquitin ligase complex; cytoplasm; nucleus. NCBI's taxonomy places the organism in Eukaryota, Metazoa, Arthropoda, Insecta, Hymenoptera, Apidae. The transcript is spliced from 15 exons.
CUUCUACAUGGUAUUUAUAAAUUAUUUAUUGUUUCAAGAAAGAUCAAAGAACCCCGGCUCGAUGUGAAUCAACUCUACGAAAUAGAAUUGUAUAACAAAACCAGAGAUGAUUGCACGUUGCACAUGCGUGAUAUAAAGUUUGAGAAGCUCGUGCGAUAGAAGAUCGCUUCUUUUCUCUGUCUAAUUUUCCUCGGAUCCCCACCUUUACAUGCUCACGAACUACUCGUCCAUAAUAUUUUUUUAGGUUGAACAUUAAAUUUUGGCAGCCUAUUCCCAGGUCAAUUAUGUUCCCAACAAUUCCGAUCGAGUUUUAACGAGGAAAACGAUGUGCGACAAUAUGAAUAACAAUCCGUUCGCUGGAUUGUUUUCGACUAUCAACGAUGCCGUGUCAUUCUCCUCGAAAAAUCAGCCAGUUAUUAACGAAGGUGACAAGAUCGGUCACGUUGCGCAACAGGAGGAGAAAAAUGUGGAGGUCGGGAAUGUUGAAGGAUCCAACGAUUCUGGGAUUGAUAAGGAAGUUAACAAUAUCCUCGGCGACGUUCUCGGAAUAACGUUGCACGGGACGGAGACCAAUGAACAGAAUCGGAGACUAGUAUUCAUCAAUGUUGAUUCGAUUGAGCAAGCAGUUUUCGAGCGAUUAUUAUCAUCCGAUCUCGAAUCGAAAUUGGUACCUGCCGGAGGCUCUCCCAAUGAUUCUCAUGUAACAGAAAAACAGGUGAUCCCUUACUUAUUCGAGAGCUACUGCCGUGUACUAUCAGAAUCUAAACGUCAGAAGACACCUCAGCCCUCGGAUGUGCUUAAUAAGAUAAGGCAGACCAUAAUACAAAAUGCGAGCGUCGCGUUACAAGAGCCAGAAUUGUUCGAGGAACAGCAGAUCUAUGAACAAUUUAUUUCUUUAUUCAUAGAUGAUAAUGAGCGUGAACUAGAACUUACACUGUUUGUUGACGGCAUUGUGUCUGAGUUACAAACAGACAGGAAUGAUACAGAUACGAUAACGGCGUGUUUUAAACCUGUUUUGGACAUACUUUAUAAAGAAGCGGCAGAGAGUAAUCUGAUUCUCUUUCGCCGAUAUUGGUUCACUAUAUUGUAUCUGUUCUGUUCGAUCCCUCCCUUAGCCAAAUUAGUAAUUGUUCACAGUACACCGAAAGGCACUAUAGGUCAAGCGUACGCGGAUACGUUGUUAGGUGCACUGCUUAAUUUGAGCUGUUUACCAAAAUCGAUCAAAGACACAUUUUAUUUUUUUAAGAAUCCCUUCGAAGGAUCUUCGUCUACUGUAGAAGGAAGUAUUUGGACAGCGUUAGACUCGUUGAACGAGUCGUUGCAUAAGGUUUUCCAUUUGCUUCUAAGAUGCUCUUCGGAAGUCCGUCAUUUAACUUUGCAGUGGAUAGGCGACUGCCUACACUUGAACGAGAACAGAGGGAAACUUAAUGCUCAGAACGACAUAGGCUUCAGUUCAUUCUCGUGCGUUUCCGAUGCUUUGAUGUUAAAUUUGGGGAACGUAUUACUGCGGCUUUGCCAACCGUUUUGUAUUAAGCAGAACGAGUCUAAAGUGCCUAAAAUUGAUCCAACGUACUGUGCCGCGGAGGAUCAGAAUAAUCGAGACGAUCAGGACGAACGGCCGGUGGUACAUUUAAAGGGGAUGUCCUCUGAAACUUGUCUGCUACCGGCGUCGAAAUGUCCUAGACCAGUAGCAAAAUCAUUUGGAUUUAGUACAGAGUGCUUCUUUUUAACUCACAGGGCAUUAGACCUUGGCUACAGAGUAGUAUUAGAGAAACUGCUAAGAACGAACCAAGACUUGGGGAGAAUACAAAGAGUGUACCAAGAUGCACAGAGCAGCGGUGGAUUGCGAGUACUAGACGAAAUAAUUCACCUGAUUGAAAAAGAGAUGACCAAAUAUCUGUCUCUGCGAGCGAGCCUGCUGGUGCCAGAAAUGUUGAAGCUGUUGUCGAAAUUUCAUGCGACCACAGCAUUUUGGUUGGUGCAAUUGUACUUGGACGAUGUGAACGGCGAACAGAAUGAUUACAUUCCGAAAGAAUGUAAAGCGGUUACGUUCCCUUUGCCCGAAACUGCUCCAGAUACCUUAAGAUGCAUUCCCGAGUUCGUAGUAGAAAAUACUAUUAGAUUUUUAUAUUUAUUGCGUCUGAAUCCGGAUAUUUUCGAGGAGCAGGGUCCAGCUUUUCUUACGCCUGUGUUGACGGAGAUCAUAGUCUUAAUGGAAUCUCAACAACGGUUGUACAAUCCUCAUUUACGUGCGCGUAUGGCGGAAGGUCUGGAGAGUCUCUUACCUACGAGCGAUGAGACCAUGAGCCCCGUAACGUCGAACUUAGGGACAUUCCAGAGAGAACAAUUGUUCAUCAAUCAUCCGUAUAGACAAUACAUCGUUCCGAAUUUACUUAAAGUAUUUGUAAGUAUCGAAAUGACCGGGCAGAGCGUGCAAUUCGAACAAAAAUUUAAUUACCGACGACCGAUGUAUAUUGUUAUGGAAUACUUGUGGAAAUUACCGGAGCAUCGUGGUAUUUUUGUUUCUUUAGCCGAAGAAGCCGAAGAAAACAUGAGAGACGCUGAACCUCCGUUAUUCCUGCGUUUUAUAAAUCUAUUGAUGAACGACGCAGUGUUCCUACUCGAUGAAGCGCUCUCGAGUAUGGCGCAAUUGAGACAAUUGAUUCAAGCGAGGGAAAGCGGAGAAUGGAAAAGAUUGCCGCAACACGAACGCGAUCAACAAGCUCAGGAUCUGUUGCAUCUUGGAAUGAUUGCCCGGUUCGACAAUGUGUUAGGUAGAAAAACGAUUUACACGUUGAAAAUGUUGACUACGGAGAUAAAAUCGAUUUUCUGUCAUCCAACACUGGUGGAUCGCAUUGCUUCGAUGCUCAAUUAUUUACUCCUACAGCUGGUUGGACCAAAUAAAAAGAAUUUGAAGGUAAACGAUCAAAAGGAAUACGCAUUCAAUCCUGCAAAUUUAGUAUUGAACAUAUGCGAGAUCUACAUCAAUCUCAGCCAGAGCAAGUCUUUCGUACGCGCCGUUUCCCAAGACGGUCGUUCAUACAGUCCGGAACUUUUUAAACUGGCUGACAACGUUCUCGUUCGUAUCGGCGGUGUCGGUAUACUGAGCGAUCUGGAUCAAUUCGCGAAAAAUGUAGAAGCGGCUGCGAGUUACAAAAAGGAAGAAGACGAAAUUCUGGUUGACGCUCCCGAGGAAUUUCUCGACCCGAUCAUGUCCACUUUAAUGUCAGAUCCUGUCAUUCUUCCAUCGUCUCGUAUAACGAUCGAUCGGCAGACCAUUGCAAGGCACUUGUUAAGCGAUCAGACAGAUCCGUUCAAUAGAUCCCCUCUGACUAUGGACAUGGUUAAAUCGGACGUUCAACUACGAUGUAGAAUUAAGGAAUGGGUUAAACAAAAGAAACAGGAGAGGAAGAAAAAUUGUGAUUGAUUAUUAAAGAGCGAUUAGUCGAUGGAUCAGUAUGUAAAAUCGUCUGAAAUCUAUCUGUGGAUCAAUGGCAUUGUUUAAUACAAAUUCUUGUUUAAUGACAUUCACGGGAAGGUAUAUACUUUUGUAUAUGGAAAAUCCUCGUAAAUUCUACUACAUAAUUACCGUGCCACAUUCUAUAGGAUUACUGCGUUUUAUGCAAAACAAAUUGUGUCUUGUAACAGUCUGUGUAAUAAUGUAAGCAUGGAACUAAAACUAAGUUGUUGUUAUUGUAUAAUAGGUGUAUAAAGUAUUCAUUAUAAAGUUACUUGUACUUUAUUUUAACGAGUUAAAUGUAAUAAACGGAACAAACAGAUUUGGAAUAAAGUUACGGUGAUAUUUA